GACGCGUCGCAUUACACUCGCAGUUUCAAUUUUACAGAAUGGAGCUGCUCCAUUGGUUGUGUGGCACCUUGACGGUGUUGCUUUGGGUCUCAGCUGUCCGCUGUCAGGUGCAGUGCAAUGCGGGGACAGCAGCCCGACAGAAACGCAUUGUCAUACGCAGUCCGGGAGCGGGGCAGAUGGGCGACUUGGACAGGUGCCAGUACAGGGUGGCGCCGUGGAGUAGCCAGGUGUGUCAAGUGCGCAUUGAUUUCGAGCGGCUGGAGCUGCCGCAGCCGCAGCUCAACGCCAGCACAGGGACAGUGGAGUGCGGCGACUUUUUGCAGGUUCAGCGCUUCCGCCUUUGCGGCCGCAGCAGCGGGCAACAUCUAUACGUGCCCCUGCGCUCGGGUCAAGUGCUGCAGCUACUUUUCCGGCUGGCCACGCCGCUAUCCCGGCAGCAGUCCACGUGGCAGAUGACCCUUACUCAGCUGGAGUGUCCCCGCGAUUCAUUGGCGGUGUCCAGCGCCCCAAAGUCGGAGGUGCAGCAGCCCAGAGUUCGUCCUUUUCUGCCCUAUCUGAGUAAUCUCCUGCCAAGGACCAUAUUUGGUGGACAGACGGGCAUAGGUUCUGGCCAGGGUCCAGCUGCACAGCUUAUCCAGAGCAUGACCUCACCUUCGCAGGCGGACUUAGAGCUGCUGGCCCCGAUGGGCUGUGAUCAGUAUUGGCGGAGCCAGACGGGCGGAAUUGUUAGCUUCAAUUUCGCAGGUGGCAUCUACAUGCCCAGCAUGAGAUAUUCCAUCUGCGUGAAGGGAGCACUAGACAGUGAGAUAAGGUACAAGAUCGAACAUUUCGAGCUCUCAAAAACAGAUUCGGAGAGGGCUGGGCCCGGCUAUGAUGCCGAUUGCCGCAGUACUGUGAGAACGCCGGGACGCGUAUCGGACUAUCUGCUUAUACCCAACUCGUACGUGAUCAGCCAGCCAGAACUGCAGCCCACAUAUUACUGUGGCAACGGGCUGGCGGGACAGGAGCUCGUUGCACGUCCGCCAUUUGUCAUUCACUUCUCCAGCGAUGCGCAGACAAGUGCAUCCGAGACGGGAUUCCAGCUGACCUACGCAGUCCGGCAGUCGCCGGAGCAGAUGCAGUUCCAGCAGCAGCAGCAAGUGGAAUUGUAAAUACAGCAGCCAAAUUGGCAUAAAUAAAGCCGUAGUAUUAACUAAAUCAACGCACACAAGUCACCCCAAAUUGACAUUAUUAAAUGCCACACUGCAGUGAUACGAAUGCUCGCAUAAUGUCGGAUGUCGGGGCCGAAAACAAAGCAUUCCAUGGUCACGGAUUUGCCUUAAUUAAAUGGCCAGCUUCGACAUUAAGUCCCAGGCAUCUAUACACAUAAAUACUAUAUUGAAUGCACAAAUAAAUUAUGGAA
Molecule: messenger RNA, 1402 nt
Organism: Drosophila subobscura
Lineage: Eukaryota; Metazoa; Arthropoda; Insecta; Diptera; Drosophilidae
Exons: 2
Coding region: 39-1151 (370 amino acids)
Source: RefSeq, a predicted model, not a curated record